CACCCGCCCACUUUUGCAUAGCAAAUCGCAACUCGAUCCUCGAUCGCUGUUUUUCUCAGAUAAAAAUAAUUAUUUUUAAUUUUUUAUGCACUCCGGUCUCCUGUCAAGAAAAAAAUCGCCACUGCACAGUACACUACACAAACUUAGCUUCUUAAUACAUAAUUUAAAUGUUAAUCUAAAGAAAAUUUUACAAUUUUAUUGAAAAAUGACUGACCGAGAUCUGAAAUUAAUUUUGAAGGGCCUUCUAAAUGACCGUACAGAUGACAUUUUGAAGUUGGACCUUCUCUAUCAACUCGAGUCUUUGGAAAUUGACGUCACUGGAUUGAAUGCGGCUUUGAAUGUUCUCCGAGCCUUGCAGAACAAUGAAGCCUUUUUGAAUGAUCCUCUCCGUCUCAUCCGAUCUCAGUCUAUUCACACUGCCACGGCCCUUUUGCUAAAUUGCCAUGCAAAGUUCGGCCCAGAACUUGUUAAGGCUGCCAUGGCAAACCACAUAGACUUGCUGCUGUCCUUUUGCAAUGGUUCUGAUGCAAAUUUAAAAGCGGUUGCUGCUACUAGUCUAUCAGAAAUUCAACUUUGCUUUAAAGACUUGCUGGGCCCUUGUGUGGCCGUUAUUGAUACCUUGGCGGCCUUUGAGGCCUCUGCUGCUCAUCAGCCACUCCUCCAGCUGCUAUCCCUUUUGGCUACUGAAGAACAAACUGCCGCUUUCCUGAUAGCCCAGCUGCCCCUGCUAUCAACUCCUGCGGCCGUUUUCUUGGCCGCUCGUCUGGCCUCUUUGGCGACUCCGUUUCUCAUCCGACCAUUCCUGCAACAAAUCCUGGUCACCUUCGACUUAUCUUCUUUGUGUGCCGCAGUCCGACUGUCCCACUUUCUGGACGACUUUGGUCGGGUGCGUCUGUUGAAUCACUUGCUCGGACUGAGCAAAGACCCUGGCCUUGCUGCGGCAGUCAGGCUGGUGCUAUUGGACAUGGCAGUUUACUUCAGCAAUCGCUCCAACCUGCCCAUUUCUUCUCCGAGUUUCACCCCGGCGGACGGUGCACACAGCAAACUGAAAAAGGCAGCCAUCAUGUUCGCCGAGCCAAGCAGCCAGUCUGAAAUUGCUGCAUUGGAGUCGAUUGUGGAAGACGCAGCCAGCACUAAAAACAAAUCUGUAAAUGCCAAAGUUCUCUACCUGGCAUCAAGAAAUGAACAGCUAAUAGACGUCUGCAAAAAGGUCGCUGUGGAUCUCACUUUGAAGGAUCUGUCAUUUGCCCCUCAUUUUCUUCAGUUGGUUCAAACUGUGCCAGAGCUGGAGCCCUCGAAUCUGAUGUCGUCUUUGGUUUCCACUGAACCUCCGCACCCCAAGCAUCUGUCCCACUUUAUAAUGCUUUUGAAACAAGCAGUUGCAUCAAGAAGUGCGGCCGUUGCCCGGCCCAAAGAGAGUCUCAGUCUAGCGGCCCGCUUGGUCAACUCGUCCUCGGAAGGCCUCUCUCCCAACACAGCCCACAGACUUUUGUCCGUUUGCCAUCAAAUAAUCAAGGUUUUCGACCCUGCCGACUUCAAUACAGAAAUGACUGCCCUGCUCUCUGCUGUUGCUGCCAAGUGUCCGGAAGAAGAUGUGGCCGCUCGAGUCGUAUCUUUUGAAUCCCUGCUAGGUUGUCUGACGGACUCAAAGGUCAGGGAAGUGUUGAGGUCGCAGAAAAAGGGCCUGGUUGCUGGUUUAUUCCACAGACCGCAGGCUGUGAAAGUAAUGGAGCUUCCUGCGAUGACUCUGCAAGUGUGCAAAGCCCCAGUUCACGUGCCUGAAGAAAAGAAGUCUGAGCGAGUAAUUCAGGGGACUGAUGUCCUCACCGAGUAUUGGCCUCUAAUUCAAUCAUCUAAGCAGCGCCAGAUUAAAAUUAAUAUUUUGGUCACUCCGGAACAAAACGAACCCUUAAAUGCAAUAGCCGUAUUUUUUGAACCCCUUUUACCAUUCGGACAAAUGGAACCACUUUUGAUAGGGCGGGUGUCUUCGAAAACCAAAGCAGUUGGAGCUUAUACACCUGAACGUCCUUACCCUGUCAUCCUUGCAGCUCGGGCUGAAUUUCAAAUGAGUGGCCGUUCGUACUGCUGUCCUCUGCAGGACCUGACCAUUGGAUUGGCGAGCCUUUUCCAGCCAAUGCCUGGAGGCUCGAGAAAGCAGGUGGCCAAGGCCAUGUGGGAACACAUGAAAGAGUGGCCUGAAGCGUCGGUUGUUCUGCCUGAAGAAGCAGCCAAGGCCAAGUUGAAGGAAUUGAAGCCAUUUCUGGUGAAUCCAGGUGGAAACCUGGUCACUACUUUUCUAGCUCCGAGCAGCCACUUGCUAUUCAAAUUCGGCAACAUGGACUCGGCAGUGGUGAAGAUUGAUAUCAAGACUGAUGACGUGAUACUACUGGCGCAUGCCAAUGACUUCUUGCUCAAGUCAAAAUAGAAAAUUAACUGAAAAUUAUACAAAUAUUACAGCCUUAAAAAUAAAGUUAUUCCAUA
Messenger RNA from Neocloeon triangulifer, 2481 nucleotides. RefSeq lists its product as uncharacterized. Gene Ontology annotation, biological process: endosomal transport. Gene Ontology annotation, cellular component: lysosomal membrane; AP-type membrane coat adaptor complex. The record is from RefSeq and is a predicted model, not a curated record. NCBI's taxonomy places the organism in Eukaryota, Metazoa, Arthropoda, Insecta, Ephemeroptera, Baetidae. The transcript has 5 exons. Bases 206 to 2425 code for a protein of 739 amino acids.